This is a messenger RNA of Paramisgurnus dabryanus, 2464 nucleotides long. NCBI's taxonomy places the organism in Eukaryota, Metazoa, Chordata, Actinopteri, Cypriniformes, Cobitidae. The record is from RefSeq and is a predicted model, not a curated record.
CCAUUUUAAGAAAGGAUCAACUCGUUCUUCGUGACGAGAAUACACGUUGUGCAUAGCGUGGACAGAAAUACAUUUAAACUACUAGAAGGAUUUUGUAAAUACAUGCACGAAGAGUUCCAAAGGCACACGCAGAGGGGUUUGGGUUAAAAUUGGAGUUCUCCGUCAGAAGUGAAUGAGACGCUGAGGUAAACAAUGACUCAGUUUCUCCCCCCGAACCUGCUGGCAUUGUUUGCCCCGCGGGAUCCGAUACCGUUCCUGCCCCAACUGGAGAAACUUCCCCAUGAGAAACAUCACAACCAACCGUACUGCGGAAUUGCUCCGUUCAUCCGGCAUUUUGAGGACCCCAGAGAUGCCCCACCACCCACAAGAGCGGAGACACGCGAUGAAAGAAUGGAAAGAAAGAGAAGGGAGAAGAUGGAAAGGAGGCAAGGUCUGGUGGAAACCGAACUUAAGCUAUGGGACCCACAUAAUGAUGCUAAUGCACAGGGAGAUGCAUUUAAGACCUUGUUUGUGGCUCGAGUCAAUUAUGACACCACAGAAUCCAAGCUGCGUCGUGAGUUUGAAGUCUAUGGUCCUAUCAAACGGAUCUACAUCGUGUACAACAAGAAAACCGGGAAACCCAGAGGCUACGCGUUUAUUGAAUACGAACACGAGAGAGACAUGCAUUCUGCCUACAAGCAUGCAGAUGGUAAAAAGAUAGAUGGACGUCGAGUACUUGUUGAUGUUGAAAGAGGACGAACAGUCAAAGGAUGGCGCCCUCGUCGACUCGGUGGAGGUCUUGGUGGUACAAGAAGAGGAGGAGCAGAUGUCAACAUCAAGCAUUCUGGCAGAGAUGACACUUCCCGCUAUGAUGACAGACCAAUUGGAAGUGAUCGCGACCGGGAUCGUGGUGAACGAAGGGAGCGCAGCCGUGAGCGUGACCGAGACAAGGACCGUGAACGAAGGCGCACUCGUUCUCGAGAAAGACGCAGACAUACCAGGUCUCGCGAGCGUGACAGGGUCCCUGCGGUUCCAGGAGAGGAAACUACGGCCCCCAGCCGACGUCGAGACAGAGAAAGGGAGAGAGGUGCUGCUGGGGACAGUAGAGAAAGGAGUAGGGAUCGGGAUAGAGAUAGAGAACGCAAGAGAAGAAGCAGGAGCAGGGACAGAAAAAGAGAGCGGGAGAGAGGGAAGGGUGCAGAUGGAGGUGAAGGCGUUGGCGGGCUAACUGAUGGCAUGAUUCCAGAAGGCGGAGAAAGGGGCAUGGAAGAUGCCUUGGGUGGUGAACCAGGACGGGCUGAAGAAGGAGGGCCAGAGGGGGAGGAGACUAGGGGACGAGGUGACAGAGACAAAGACAAGGAGAGAGAUCGAGACAGAAAGCGCAGUCACAGAGAUAAAGACAGAGACAGGGAUCGGGAUCGGGAUAGAAGGCGAGACCGGGACAGAGAUCGGGAACAUAAGCGUGACCGCGGCGAUCGGGACCGUGGGGAACGAAGGGAAGAUAGACACGUGUCCUCCUCGGGCGAUCAAGAGGGUUUGGGCAAUGGUGGUGAAGAAGGUGAGGAACAAGUGCCACCACAAUCAGAGGAAGGUUCACAGGAUGGGAUGCGGAUGAUGAUGAUGGAUCAGGAUUCAAUGCAGUCAGGAGAGGGCUAUGCCUCCAAUGAGAAUGGGUACAGGCUGGAGGGCCAGGGGGAUGAGUACUAAAGAUGCCAGAGAAGUGUGUAUGAUGUAGUUGUAAUGUUUAUUUGAUUCAUAAAUAUUCUCCCUCUCAACCAUUAUUUAAUCCCUCCUCCAGCCUCGCUUACACUUUGUGCACAGUGUGUGUGAGUUAUACUGUACCACAAACAACUAUUACUGACUUUGUGUCUCCCUGCUUAGAAGCAUCAUUUUGUUAAAAUAAAAAGAUAAUGUAGUUGUACUGUGAGCUUUUUAUUUUGUACCCAAUUGAAUUGAACUAUUCAUGAUUCACUAAAUAACUAGCCAUAAAAUGCAUUUAAUAUUACUCCCCUUCAUCAGCUAGGUGAUUGAACUGCUGGGAUGAAAUCUCUUUAGUGAAGCACUCAGUAUUUUAUUACAGAGAUUAUUCAGUACGGGAUGGGUUAUUAUCAAGUGAUUGUUUAGUACUGUGAUGUCCAUUUUCAUAGCCAUAUGUUGACUACAGGAGCAAUUUCUUGGUUUAAAACAUCUAUACAAAAAUGUUUUUGUACCCGUUUUUCCCCAUUUCUUAGAAAAUAAUUUUUUUUACUUUGUAAAUUUGUUUUAUAUUGGUCCAGACUGUGACUACUGUAAAUUCCACGGUGAUCCAUAAUUUUUCUUUAGUUGUAAGUGUAAAAGUUGACAGAAGUGUCUUUUUAAAAUGGGAAUGUUUGCCAUGGGUUCGUGAAAAUUGCUCUUACUUUAAUUUUUUCUUUUUUUUUGAGCCCAUUUCUCUGGUUGUUUUGGUUUGCUUUUCAUUCUUGAAUAAAUGUUUUUUAUUGCUAAA